ACACCUUAGCCCGCCUCAUUUGAAACUCACCAGACCGUUAUUAGUCCCUCCUAUCCCCACUUUUCCCGGUAAAUCAUUAACCACCGGAAAUGACUAAAAAGACCAAAAUACCCUCCCAUUUUAAAUCAUUCCCUCUUAUUUUCCUCUCAUUAGCCCUCACCCUCCUGUCCUUAAUGGUAAAUUCACAGUUCUCGGCCGCGGACCGGAAAAUUCUACUCAAUCUCCGGCGAAAAUUCAACAACCCCUCGUCCCUAAAACACUGGAAUCGCACUUCCUCGCCCUGCGACUGGCCGGAAAUUGACUGCAGAGUUACCGGAGAAGUCACCGGAGUUGAUCUAAGCUCGAAAAAUAUUGAAUCUCCGAUCCCUCCUUCAGUUUGUGACCUUAAACACCUCGAAAAUUUGAACAUCUCUGACAAUUACAUCCCAGGAGAGUUCCCGAAAGCUCUUUACAGCUGCUCGAAUCUCAUCGAGCUCGAUCUUUCUCAAAAUUGCUUUAUUGGAUCAAUACCACACGAUAUCGAUAAGCUCAAAACCCUGAAAUGGCUGAACCUUGGCGCCAAUAACUUCACCGGAGAUGUUCCUCCGGCGAUCGGAAAGUUGCCGGAACUUGAAGGGUUACUGUUGUAUCAGAAUUUGUUUAAUGGGACUUUUCCGGUGGAAAUCGGAGACUUGGCUAAUCUUCAGUACUUGGAAUUGGCUUAUAAUGGCUUUGCAGAAUCCGAAUUUCCACCGGAGUUUGGAAGGCUGAAGAAUUUAGUCUUCUUGUGGAUGUCUGACACGAAUUUGGUCGGAAAGUUGCCUGAAAAUGUCUCGGGCUUAUCGAGUUUAGAGAGGCUGGAUUUGAGCUCAAAUGAGCUAGAAGGGCCUAUUCCAAAAGGAUUGUUUAUGUUGAAGAAUUUAAAGAAGUUGUUCUUGUUCAAGAACAAGUUGUCAGGCUCAAUUCCUUUGGUUAUUGAGUCUGUCAGUUUGACUGAGCUUGAUCUGUCUAUGAACAAUUUGUCCGGUUCGAUUCCGGAGGGGUUCUCAAAAUUGAAGAAUUUGGAGUUGCUUAAUCUGUUUUCCAAUCAUUUGACGGGUGAAAUUCCAUCAGGGAUGGCUCAGAUUACAACUCUGACAGACUUCAGUGUUUUUCGGAACAAUCUUACUGGAGAAUUUCCAGCUGAGUUAGGCCUGCAUUCCAAGCUCGAGGCGUUCGAGGUUUCUCACAAUCAGUUCACAGGAAGGCUGCCUGAGAAUUUGUGCGCUGGUAAGAGCUUGACUGGUGUGGUGGCCUUUUUAAAUAAUCUAACAGGUGAGAUUCCGAAGUCUCUUGGGGAUUGUCCAAGUUUAGUGACUCUGCAACUGUAUGGUAAUAGGCUUACAGGUGAAGUCCCAUUAGGCCUUUGGACAGGUAUGAAUAUGACCAAUAUGAUGUUAAGUGAUAACUUGUUAUCAGGUCAUCUUCCUAGUAAGUUAGCCUGGAAUUUAUCGCGGCUGGAGAUCAGUAACAACAAUUUUUCGGGUCAAAUUCCUGUUGGGGUUUCUUCUUGGGUGAACUUGGUUGUGUUUAAGGCUAGUAAUAAUCUGUUUUCAGGUAAUCUUCCAGUAGAACUCACGAGUCUUUCUCAGCUGACCACUCUGAAUCUUGAUGGAAAUUUGUUAUCCGGUGAGCUUCCUGGGGAGAUCAAGUCAUGGAGAUCACUCAAUACGUUGAAUUUAGCAAGAAACAACCUCUCGGGAUCAAUUCCUUCUGUCAUAGGGUCUGUGCCAGAUCUUCUGGAUCUUGAUUUAUCUGCAAACAGGCUUUCGGGUGCUAUUCCAGUUCAUUUAGGUCAGUUGAAGCUCACUUCUUUGAACUUAUCGUCCAAUCAACUUACUGGUAAAGUCCCUGCUGAGUUUGAUAACAUGGCAUACGACAAGAGUUUCCUGAACAAUUCUGGACUCUGUGCCAAUACACCAGAGUUGAGCCUGGGUAACUGUUAUACCAAAGUUCCCCACAACAACAAAGUGUCGAACAACACGUUUGCCAUUGUUCUUGUUUUAGCAAUAGUUGUUCUGCUAGCUACUAUCGUUUCCACUUUUCUUUUGGCCAGAGAUCAUCAAAGGAAGAAGCAGAAGCGAGAUAUAGCUACCUGGAAAUUGACCUCAUUUCAGAGAUUGGAUUUCACAGAGGCCAAUAUCUUGUCUAGUUUGACUGAUCAUAACAUGAUAGGAAGUGGAGGAUCAGGAAAAGUUUACCAGAUCCCGGUUGGUUCUACUGGUGAACAUGUUGCGGUGAAGAGGAUUUGGAGUAAUCACAAACUAGAUCACACACUUGAAAAAGAGUUCUUCGCUGAGGUUGGAAUCUUAGGUUCAAUUAGGCAUUCUAACAUAGUGAAGCUUCUGUGUUGCAUUUCAAGUGAAAACUCCAAGCUUCUUGUUUACGAGUACAUGGAGAAUCAGAGUCUUGACAAAUGGCUACAUGGAGAUAAAAAAAUCGCGUCACAGAUGACUAAAUCAAUUCAUUUUGCACUUGAUUGGCCACGAAGAAUGCAAAUAGCCAUCGGUGCUGCUCAAGGCCUAUGCUACAUGCACCACGACUGCUCUCCACCUAUCAUUCAUCGCGAUGUCAAGUCCAGCAAUAUAUUGCUGGACUCUGAUUUCCAAGCAAGAAUAGCAGAUUUUGGAUUGGCCAAGAUUUUGGUCAAGGGUGAUGAGGCUAACACUAUGUCUUCUAUUGCUGGCUCAUUUGGCUACAUUGCUCCAGAGUAUGCUUAUACUACAAAAGUGAACGAAAAGAUUGAUGUUUUUAGCUUCGGAGUGGUACUUUUAGAACUUGUGACAGGAAGAAAGCCAAAUUACGGAAGUGAGAAUCACAUAAACCUCGCGGAAUGGGCCUGGAAGCACUAUGGAGAAGGAAAAUGCAUUGCUGAUAUACUGGAGAAGGACAUUAAGAAAGAUUGUUACUUGGAAGAAAUGAAGACAGUAUUCAAACUAGGUUUGAUGUGCACCAGCACAAUGCCUACUGAUAGGCCUUCGAUGAAGGAAGUUCUGCAGAUUCUACAACUUUCAAGUCCACCAGAAAGUAGUGAUGGCAAGAAAGGAGGCGAAUUUGAUGUUGCACCGCUCCUUGGGAGCUCACCGGCAGCUACUUAUCUAUCUAGCUACAGGAAAAGUAAGAAUCUGUCUGUAGACAACGACAGUAGUUUUGUUAAUAUUAUUCAGUAAUCAUAAUACUUGCUAUAAUCAUCCAUAGGAUCAGCCUUUGAAGAAAAAGAAAACACAAAGACGUUUCCUUUUUAGGUCGAGCAUGAGUAUAGGUUCAGCUUCUUCAUGCUUGAAUGUAUUGCAUUGUAAUUUUACGACAUUUAACUCUGUAACAUAGUUGUCUUGUAA
Molecule: messenger RNA, 3356 nt
Organism: Daucus carota subsp. sativus
Lineage: Eukaryota; Viridiplantae; Streptophyta; Magnoliopsida; Apiales; Apiaceae
Product: receptor-like protein kinase HSL1
Exons: 2
Coding region: 90-3188 (1032 amino acids)
Biological process (GO): protein phosphorylation
Molecular function (GO): protein binding; protein kinase activity; ATP binding
Source: RefSeq, a predicted model, not a curated record